Messenger RNA from Drosophila teissieri, 1324 nucleotides. Its product is annotated as phospholipase A1 VesT1.02. The coding region runs from base 130 to 1257 and encodes 375 amino acids. The transcript is spliced from 3 exons. The record is from RefSeq and is a predicted model, not a curated record. Gene Ontology annotation, molecular function: lipase activity. NCBI's taxonomy places the organism in Eukaryota, Metazoa, Arthropoda, Insecta, Diptera, Drosophilidae. Gene Ontology annotation, biological process: lipid metabolic process.
CGCAGCAGUCGGCCGGUUGGAUCUGCGGCUCAUUCCGCCGGGGUGCGAAAUCUAUAACGGUGGGGAUCGGUCAUCGCAAACGCGCUACUCCAGCGGUCAGAAGCCCCAGGGAGAUAUCUUGGAGCAGCCAUGGUCUCGCAGCUGGGACGGAUUAGUGUCGUGAGUGCGCUGCUUUUGGCAUUUGUGGCCCUCGUAAUUGCCAGCAGCGAGCAGGAGAAAACCGAACUCGAUCCCAAUGCCAGCUGCAAUUACACGCUGGUGAAGAAGAAGACCCUGGGCGUGGAUCCCUCCUUCUGGAAGAAGUUCUUCAAGCAUCUGAUACCCUUCACCAGUUCGAGGGGUAAGAUGCAGUUCAUACUCUUCAAGCGGGACUUUGCGGACUGCGGCAGGGAACUGUUCGUCGGCGAUGUGGAAAACCUGCGGAACUCGGGCUUCGAUGCACGUCAUCCAACGAGGAUUGUCAUUCACGGCUGGAUGAGUCAGAGCAAGGGUUCCCAUAUAAGGAAGGUUAAGAACGCCUAUCUCAGCCUGACCAAUCCGGGACCCAAUGGAGAACCCGCCGCCUACGAGGACUUCAAUGUGAUCGUCUGCGACUGGAGCAAGACCUCCACGAACGUGAACUACUACGAGGUGGCCAAGAUGGUGGAGGACAUGGGUGCGCUGCUGGCGGAACUGGUGCGCUACCUCAACCAGGAGGCGCACAUGCAUUUCGACGACGUCUACGUCAUUGGACACUCGCUGGGAGCGCAGAUCGCCGGCAGUGCGGGGAAGCAGAUAAUGCCCUAUCGAUUCAACACCAUAUACGCCUUGGAUCCGGCGGGACCACAGUUCCGGGAGAAGAGCGACGAGUACCGCAUCGAUGCUAGUGACGCCUCCUAUGUGGAGUCCAUUCAAACCAGCGUUAGCUUUGGGUUCGAGCAGCCCGUGGGACACGCCACCUUCUAUCCCAACUAUGGGAAGAACCAGAAGAAGUGCUAUGUGUAUGGCUGUUCGCAUAAGAGAUCCCAUGAUUACUUCAUAGAGUCGCUGACGAGUCCGGCCGGAUUCUGGGGACCACGGUGCGAGCGCCACGACGAUGGCACCUGGGUGCUCCUGAUGAGCGACGGAGAAUUCCGGAUGGGCGGAGAGCCCUCGAUCCCCAAGAACGGAACCUUCUAUGUGAAGACCUACUCGAAGCCACCCUAUGCCAUGGGCCACAGAUGGCAAACGGAGCCGCCUCCACGGGAGGAUGAUGUUGAGAACUCCACGGAGGAGUAGGGUAUUAGUUGAUAUACUCGUGUGUACAUUUGUUAAUUAAAUAGAGUGAUAACUUUGGUAUUUAUAA